Messenger RNA from Lachnellula hyalina, 2031 nucleotides. Its product is annotated as E3 ubiquitin-protein ligase. The transcript has a single exon. The coding region runs from base 1 to 2031 and encodes 676 amino acids. The record is from RefSeq and is a predicted model, not a curated record. NCBI's taxonomy places the organism in Eukaryota, Fungi, Ascomycota, Leotiomycetes, Helotiales, Lachnaceae.
AUGAAUAUGCUUUCGGCGCUCUUGAAAACACCAAGCCACAACGCUGCUCCUCGUCCUUCACCACAACACGCGUCAACCUUCCAAGAAUCCGACGAAAGCUCUCCGGAGCCCGAAUCCUCACGCGAAACUCUUGAAUGUCCAUAUAUCCACGAGGCCGUAGAUCUCAAGCCUGUCAAUUCCGAAGGUCCGGACCUGCGCGAGCUGAACAACAGCCUUGCUGCUCUCGCUGCCAUAUUCCCAGAUGUGCAAGUCGAGGUCUUUCGUGAGAUGCUCUCGAGCUUCGACGAGGAGUCCAGAUUAGCCGUCGUGACUGAGGCUCUUCUGAAGUCCAAGAUGAAGUGGGUGCGAGGCCGGUACAGGGUUGCCGCUAGAAAAGGAGUUCCGCAAGGCGACCAAGACAAAGCUGCUCCAACUAUCUCACAAGUUGCUGUGCGAGCAGAAGAGAAGUUCAGAAGCCCGGAAUACAAGAAGGCUGUGAAGGCUACCACUUACCGCGAAUUCAAAGGUCUCUCUCGCUCCACGAUCAAUGCCGUCCUGGCCGAACAUAACUACUCAUACUCGCUCGCUCGACCAACCCUUGUUGCCCUGUCCUCGAAAUCAUGGCGGUUUUCCCUGUCUUCACUAUUCUUACGCAGAAAAUCUCCGUCGUCUCAGGAGAUCGAGCAUCACCCUCUUGUCAUUUGGCAAUCCUCAGGACAGGGAUCUAUAAUCCCUACAUUGAAAGCUACAGGAUCCCCCGAGCUGGACAAGGAACUCUUCGACUCACUUAUAGGGCCAAUCCAAUACCGAACACUGGCUGAUCAGGAGGCGAAGGACCAUGCAUUAGCCGUGAAACUUAAUAAUAGUGAGGCGGAAGCAAACGAAGCACUACAUGAUUGCGAAUGUUGCUUCACAGCUUACAGUUUUGAAGAACUUUCGGCAUGUGAUAUUGGUGGCCACUUCCUAUGCUUCCAGUGCGUGAGACAUGCGGUCAAUGAGGCAGUCUUUGGGCAGGGAUGGCAACGAAGCAUCAAUGUUGACAAUGGUACCCUGAGGUGUCUAGCAGCCAUGUCUGAUGAUUGUCAAGGGUGCAUACCGCACGAUCUUAUUAGACGGGCAUUCGCCGAGGACAAGGCAGGAAAAGACAUCCUCCGCAAACUCGACGAACGUCUGGCAGAAGACAACCUUCUGAAAAUUCAACUCCCACUCAUCCGGUGUCCUUUUUGCAGCUACGCAGAAAUUGACGAGAUCUACCUCCCGGAGACUCAUAGGUCUUGGCGUUUAAAACGGGCGGGGCCUCCUUUCAUCUAUACCCUUUCAAUUUUGGUCUUGAGCGUUGGCACGAUACCCUUCCUUUUACCGGUGUUUUUGCUAUUUUCCUUCCUUUUCAUCCUGGUAUCCUCGCAACAGACUUUCGGCGACUAUGCCGUUGGUCUUCUUAAUGCCUCAGUUCUACGGCUUCGUCGAAAACGACAUGGUUUAAAAUUCGUCUGCCAGAACCCAGAAUGUGGACGUCCAUCCUGCAUCUCGUGCUCUAAAGGAUGGAGUGAUAUCCACAUCUGUCACGAAUCCUCCCUUAUCGCUCUACGGACACAAGUCGAGCUAGCAAUGUCCCUGGCCAUCAAACGGACUUGCCCUCGAUGCAAUACAUCUUUCGUUAAGUCAUCUGGCUGUAACAAACUCACUUGUGUUUGUGGAUAUCAAAUGUGCUACGUAUGUCGUAAAGACAUUGGAAAUGGAGAAGGCUACAGGCAUUUCUGUGAACACUUCCGCCCUAACGGCGGAGGAGGCUGUAUGGAAUGCUCUAAGUGUGAUCUGUAUCGAUGCGAGGAUGAUGAGGUUGUGGUCAAGAAAGCAAAAGAAGAGGCAGAGCGCCAAUGGGUGGAAAAAGAAGGUACUGAUCUGGGUGAUGACGAUAAAGUCAGAAAGGUACUGGAGGACAAAUGGAAAAAAGAUGGUGAGGCUUCUUGGUGGGAGAGUAGAUGGUGGCAGUGGAAUAUGCCGAAUUGGCAGAACAUGUUGGAUGCUGUAGUUGAGGCUGUUGUUGAAUGA